This is a messenger RNA of Benincasa hispida (wax gourd), 1975 nucleotides long. Its product is annotated as ACT domain-containing protein ACR6-like. The record is from RefSeq and is a predicted model, not a curated record. Lineage: Eukaryota; Viridiplantae; Streptophyta; Magnoliopsida; Cucurbitales; Cucurbitaceae.
AUGGAAACAAACUCACAUAGUCAAAUCCUACAAAUUAACAAACUAGCAACCUAAUAAACUUUCACUGCCUACCCUAAAACCAAACACCCUCCCUCCUUCUUCCCUUCUUCUUCUUCUCCUUUCCUGCUCGACGGAGUUCUUCUUCUUCUUCUUCUUUAAUCGUUUCUGGGUAUAGUACGUUUUUGUGGGUUGUUCUUGUUGAAGGGUUUCAUCAUGGACAACGAGUAUGACAAACUUAUCAGGCGCCUGAACCCGCCCAGGGUUGUGAUUGACAAUAGCGCUUGUAAGGAUGCUACAGUGAUCCAGGUUGACAGUAUGAACAAACAUGGGAUUCUCUUGAAAGUUGUGCAAGUCCUCAUGGAUAUGAACCUAAUAAUUACCAAAGCUUACAUCUCCUCUGAUGGAGGUUGGUUCAUGGAUGUUUUUAAUGUUAUUACUUAUGAGGGAGGCAAAAUCAGAGAUCAAGAAGUGAUAAACGCCAUUCAAAUGAGGCUUGAGGUUGAUGCGAGUUUCGUGCCAUCCUUGAGGGAGUCCGUCGGUGUGAUGCCAUCCGAAGAUCACACCUCAAUCGAGCUGUCUGGUACUGACAGGCCUGGUUUAUUGUCUGAAGUUUGUGCUGUUCUUGCGGACCUUCACUGUAAUGUAGUAAAUGCUGAUGUUUGGACACACAAUAAUAGGGCUGCAGCUGUAGUACAUGUGACAGAUGAUGCCACUGGCCGAGCAAUCAACGAUCCGCAGCGGCUCUUAACAAUCAAAGAAUUAUUGUGCAAUGUUCUUAGAGGGAAUGGCGAGUUAAAGGAAGCCAAAAUGACCCUUUCUCCUCCUGGGGUCACCAGCACAGACAGAAGGCUGCAUCAGAUCAUGCUGGCUGAUAGAGAUUAUGAAAGGGCUGCCAAAACCAGGCUUGAGGUUGAAGAUAAGAACACGAGACCCCAUGUUACUGUCUUGGAUUGCACUGAGAAGGAUUAUACUGUGAUUACUACCAGAUCUCGAGAUCGGCCUAAGCUGCUAUUUGAUAUCAUUUGCACUUUGACGGACAUGGAAUAUGUUGUCUUUCAUGGGAUGGUCAACACUGGGAGGAUGGAAGCUUAUCUGGAAUUUUACAUAAGACAUAAGGAUGGGUUGCCGAUUAGCUCCGAAGCGGAAAGAGAUAGAGUAUUGCACUGUCUUGAGGCAGCCAUUGAAAGAAGGGAGUCUGAGGGGCUUAAGCUAGAACUGCAUGCAGAAGACAGAGUUGGGCUUCUCUCAGAUAUCACAAGAAUAUUUAGGGAGAACAGCUUGUGUAUCAGGAGAGCAGAAAUAGCCACCAAACGUGGAAAAGCAAAAGACAUUUUCUAUGUCACUGACAUGACAGGAACCACCAUUGAUACUAAGAUCGUCGAGUCCAUUCGAAAACAGAUCGGCAAUGCCAUGCUACAGGUGAAACAGAACUCGUCUCUCUCUGAAACGCCUCCAAAGGAUACGUCGACAGGAUUCUUCUUGGGGUACUUCUUCAAAGCAAGAACUUUCCAGAAUUUCAAAUUGAUAAGAUCCUACUCUUGAAAGCCAGCUGCUCUACCCUUUGUGUGUAUUAUAUUCUUUCGCAAGUAAAAAAGCUGCACAGAUACAUGACAAGUUCAUUCAAGGGGCAAUGUAAAUAUAUAGGAACCCUUCCUUCAACCCUUAUAAUUGAGGGUUUACAUCAGCUCAAAUUGUAGGUAAUAAACCCAGAAGAAACCAACCAAGGCAAGCUUGGUUGGGAUGUAUGUAUAUGUUGUCUUUUAAGAAAAUGAUUUGUACAGGAUAGUGUAGUGUGUGGUAAAUGCUGUUUCUACAAAAAUUGUAGAAAACUGUAAAGCUCUAUAAUUAUUGGCUUCGGACCGAUGGAAGUAGAUGCAGAAAAUGGUCUGCUUAAUGUAUGUCAAGUCGUGCUUCUCACUUACUUUAGAAUAAUGGAUGACAGAGUCUAGUGCCUUCAAUGUUAGGUAAUUCAUUA